This is a messenger RNA of Plasmopara halstedii, 1497 nucleotides long. Its product is annotated as sphingomyelin phosphodiesterase 2. The record is from RefSeq and is a predicted model, not a curated record. Gene Ontology annotation, cellular component: cytoplasm. The transcript is spliced from 2 exons. Lineage: Eukaryota; Oomycota; Peronosporomycetes; Peronosporales; Peronosporaceae. Gene Ontology annotation, molecular function: sphingomyelin phosphodiesterase activity. The coding region runs from base 1 to 1497 and encodes 498 amino acids.
AUGGAGGAGCACGUGGUGGAACGAAUUCGCCAGCGUGUGCUGCUGGAGCUGUUUAAUUUAGAUCCUGUGGUCACACCAGCGCCAUCGCAAGCAACGUGGCCACAAUGGACUGAAAAGGACAAGCAGCAAGUGAAGAUCCGCGUGCUGAGUCUUAAUGCCUGGGGACUACCAGUCGCCCCCCAAUGUACGGAGCGUGCCGCUGAGAUUGCCAGUGCCAUUUCAAGUGACUUUGAGCUGGUGGUAUUGCAGGAAAUCUGGCACAUUCGCGAGCGAAAUCUCAUCAUUUCUAAAGUCCAGCAAAGUGGUUUUCAUUACUAUCACUACUUUAAUUCGGCCGUAGGCUUUCCAAUACCAAUGGGUCCAGACUCUUUUGGUACAGGACUACUAGUAUUGUCCAAAUAUCCCAUUUCCAGCGCGUUUUUUCACUCCUUUAGUCUUAGUGGACGUCCCUAUGCGCUCCAUGAGUCGGAUUUUGUCGCGAAUAAAGGAGUUGGCCUUUUGCGAGUGGAGACACCGGCAGGACAGAUCGAUGUUUAUGCAACGCACUUGUUGGCCAAUUACAACGCACGAGGUGAACCUGGCCCAGGAGAUAUUUACCAGGUGCAUCGAACGGGUCAGAGUUACGAGCUCACGAAGUUUAUUGCAGCAACGACGAGAAACCGUUUUAUGCUCGUCUGCGGGGACUUUAAUUCAUCUCCUGAUUGUCUGGAGCUUCGAGUACCUAAGCAGUUGCUGUGUCUGAGAGAUGCGUACACAGACACAAACGAUGAAGACGGACUGACGUUUGCAUCGCCUGAUAACAAGUUUUCGCAUGGAGAUCACCCUAUGCGUAUGGACUACGUCAUGUACAGAAUUGAAAAGCAGCCAAAAGGAGAUUUAGAUUGGCACUUGGUAAAUAGCGGCAUUUAUAAAGGCUUUUUCACGGAUGCACGAGGCGAAAAGACGCCACUGUCGGAUCAUUUUGGCGUUCAAGCCGAAUUCAUUUACAGUCAACCCCGCUCGCGAGUCUGUGGACAGCAGGAAGGUUACGACGUAGUUUCUGCAAAUGAAUUGGCAUCACCAAAAGCAACAAAAGAGCAAGAGCUUUUUUGCUUGACGACGAUCAACUCACACUGUGACAAGAAUGUGAUGAAACAGAACGGUGGAGACAAAGUGGCAGCGGAUUCCGCAUGUCUUUCUGAGGUCCAACAACUACUAAUGAUUGGUCGGAACAGAGCAAUUGCAGCGCGUCAUCUUCGUUUAUGGCGUGCCGUGACCUUCCUUGUGGCAGCAUUAGCCAUUCUUGUAUCACACAUGAUGUCGAUCAUAGUUUCGAGAUGGUCCUGGAUUGUUGUUUUGAUCUUUGGCGUGAUUAGUGUGACUGAGUACGUCCUGGCCUUCUUCUUUUUGACCUUUGAGUGUUCGACAUUCACCGAGCUCAUAAAUCAGGUGCAAUUGCACCUUCACUUGCAAGCACAUCGGACGGAAGAAUUGAAAGUGGUGGAAGCAGCAAUUUGA